Molecule: messenger RNA, 2283 nt
Organism: Toxotes jaculatrix (banded archerfish)
Lineage: Eukaryota; Metazoa; Chordata; Actinopteri; Toxotidae
Gene: ankrd16
Product: ankyrin repeat domain 16
Exons: 7
Coding region: 138-1238 (366 amino acids)
Molecular function (GO): protein binding
Source: RefSeq, a predicted model, not a curated record
UCAGGGGAGGACAGUAAACACUUGUCUCCAGCUUGUCUACACCAUAGGUCCACACGCAGCUUAAAGUAAGUGUUUUCUCUGACUGUGACCGGUCAGGUCUGCAGAUCUGCAGAAGCAGCCUUUAACCUCCACCCAUCAUGGACGAAAGCGCAUUAAAAGUGCUGGUGAAGCUUACUCAGGACGGACACUUAACCUCUCUGGAGAAACACAUAUCAUUAGGCGGCUCGGCGGCGGUUCAGACCGUCAGCAGCAAACACUUUGGCCGAUCAGGAGACACCUUGCUUCACUACGCUGCCAGACAUGGACACUUGGACAUUGUGGACUAUCUAAUAAAACGUAUAGGCAUGGACGUGGAGGUGUACAACAACGACUACAAGAGGCCACUGCAUGAAGCUGCGUCCAUGGGUCACCAUGCGUGUGUCUGCUACCUGCUGGGUGAAGGAGCCAAGGUGGACAGUCUGAAGAAAGCUGACUGGACUCCUCUGAUGAUGGCCUGCACUCGGAGGAACCUCGACGUGAUCCAGGAGCUGCUCUGUCAUGGUGCUGACCCCGCUCUGAGAAACAAGGAUGGCUGGAACUCAUUCCACAUCGCCUGCAGGGAGGGUGAUCCUCUUGUCAUACAGCACCUGCUUCUUGUUGCACCUGAUGUCUGGAGGACAAAGAGCAAGACGGGAAGGACACCGCUGCACACUGCAGCGAUGCAUGGCUGUGAGGAGGUCAUAAGGCUCUUGCUAGAGAGAUGUGGCUACACCCCAGACAGCACAGACAGCUGUGGAGUCACCCCUUUCAUGGAUGCUGUCAGGAAUGGUCACAUCUCUGUGGCCAGGCUGCUUUUAGAGCACCAUCAGGCGUCUCCGACAGCAGCUGACAAACUCGGGGCUCAGUCGGUGCACCAGGUUGCUGUCACAGGUCAGGAGGAGGCCCUGCGGUUCCUGGUGCAGGACCUCGGCGUAGACGUGAACCAGAGAGCGACUGACCUCCAGCUCACUGCCCUGCAUUACGCUGCAAAGGAGGGCCACACGUCUGCUAUAAAAACACUGCUGGAGCUGGGGGCAGAUCUUCAUGUACGGGACAAAAAGGGAAGAACUGCUCUUCAUAUGGCUUGCAUCGGGCAGCACGCAGAAGCAGCCAGGACGCUUCUGCAGCUGGGACUCAAAGAUUCAGAGGAUGCAUCUGGAACGACAGCACGGCAGCUCGCCAAGAAGCCAGAUGUAACGAGAGCGUUUGAAUGUGGCUGAUCAGACACAUCAUGAACCAUAACACAGAAAGUAAAGAAAAUAACCUGAAGCACUUAAUGUGACUGAAAUCAAUCUGUUCUGGUUGCAUGGAUUACAUUAAAUGUUUACCUGAAUUGUUUUGUGCAUUGUAUUUAAGUGACAGGACUGGGGGUAUUAGUUACUUGCCUGUUAUAUUUACAUCAUACCUGGCUUUGGCUCUAGUGACUUGGACUCCAGAAGCACCUUAAAAAAAAAGCCACAAUGGUGUUUUUGCCAGAAGGCCAAUCAUGCUGAUACAUGAGAAUAAGAACUUUGUUUGGAAAAUGCUAUGCAAUGAAGUUUAGACAUGAUAGGACAGACAUAAGAUAAGCUCACCUGCCUGUGUGUGAUCUUUUCUUAUGGUAAUCUGAUAUCAUCAUAAACCCCCUGGCUUGCCAGUGCAGUUGCUGGGAUGUCUGACACCAAACAAAACCUAAGCUUUAGAUAUCAGCAACCACAUCUAUUUAUUUGCCAUCUUCUUGCUUGGCUGGUGUGUAUUACUGCGUAUGAAAAUGCUGUGUGUGCAUGUAAAUGUGAGUGAAAUAAAUGAACUUAAUGUAUGUAGAAAAUAAUAUUAGAAUCAAACUUUUUAGACAUAUUUUCUUAAUUCUAGGUUUUAUCUUUGCCUUAAAAUGUUGUAAUGUAAUGUCUGUACCUUAAUUAUCACUGUAUGGCCUAUAACCAGUCCUAUACAGACUGACUUGGGACUUGAGUGGGUAAUACACAGGCUGACGUCAUGGCUUUCACUGGAUUUACUAAAUAGGCGUGGUAACCAUGAAGCUAGUCCACGCUUGCAACACAAACAGUGAAGUGUCACAUUAUAAAAAAUUACUCUUCCCUUGUUGUAAAUCUUGACAUGAGAUGAUUAUGAGUUCCUGCUAAAACAGGUACUGUAAAAUGGGUAAAACGUCAGUGUAGGAUGGUGACCGCAGCAGUCUGUUAAACUCAGGAUUUGAGAGUAAUCAGCAUUAAAUAACAUGUAAGUUCUAAUACUAUCUGUGGUUUCAGGUCAUAUGGUUGGAAAGGA